This is a messenger RNA of Amphimedon queenslandica, 1481 nucleotides long. RefSeq names its product TNF receptor-associated factor 5-like. The record is from RefSeq and is a predicted model, not a curated record. Lineage: Eukaryota; Metazoa; Porifera; Demospongiae; Haplosclerida; Niphatidae. The transcript has a single exon. Gene Ontology annotation, biological process: regulation of apoptotic process; signal transduction; regulation of canonical NF-kappaB signal transduction. Bases 75 to 1328 code for a protein of 417 amino acids. Gene Ontology annotation, cellular component: plasma membrane signaling receptor complex. Gene Ontology annotation, molecular function: zinc ion binding; protein binding.
UAUUAUAUAUACCUUAUAAGUAAUUUGUUUGCAUAACUAUAGGUAAAUAACUAGUCUAUAAUACAAACUCUCACAUGAUCAAUUCUACAAUGGCUACUGCUGAUGGUGCUUGUUAUGGUGGUUAUAGCUAUAAGUUUGUCGAUCGUUAUCUUCCUGAUGAGUAUCUGUGCCAUAUCUGUACAUUGGUAGCACAGGAUCCUCAGCAAGUUACCUGCUGCUCCAAUAUAUACUGUAAGAGCUGCCUGGAUACACUAAAGAGGAAGGACCAAGGGUUUAUCUGCCCAACUUGUCGUAGCUCACUAGAAGGAAAGUACUUUAAAGAUGGAAGAGCAGAACGAGGAAUAAAGUCACUUAAGGUUUAUUGCACUAACAUUGAUAGUGGGUGCCAAUGGAUGGGGACUAUUAAGGAUAUUGACACUCAUCUUAAUAGUUGUACCUAUCAACUGGUACCUUGCACUAAUGAGUGUGGAGAGAAGAUUAGGAGAAGUAAACUGAAGACACAUCUGACAAAUAACUGUCCUAAACGAAUUGUUAGCUGUCAGUAUUGUAACAAAAGAAGCACACACAAAUUGAUAGUAAGCCUCAGUCAUCUUACUGAAUGUCCUGACCUCCCAAUCCAAUGCAGCAAUGAAGGUUGCAAUGAGAAGAUACCACGACGUUCAUUAGCAUCUCACAAUGAGACCUGCCCUAAAGCUAUCGUACCAUGUGAAUACAAUACUGUUGGAUGUAAUAAGAAAAUGAAGAGAGAAGAACAAGACAACCAUAAUGAAAAAUCAAUAAUGACACACCUACAACUGACAAAAGAGCAACUAAAAGUAACAAAUGAACGACUACAAUUGGCAAUGGUAACAGCAUCAAGUGAAGUAUUUAAGCUAAACCAAUUUACUUUAAAGAAAAAAGGAGAUGAACGUUGGUAUAGCCCAGAAUUCUACACAUCACCAGGAGGAUAUAAGAUGUCUUUAGGGGUUGAUCCUAAUGGAGAAGGUGAUGGUAAAGGUACACACGUCUCUUGCUACAUAUAUCUCAUGGCAGGAGAAUAUGAUGAUACAUUGGAGUGGCCAUUUCAAGGAGAAGUUACUAUAGAACUACUGAAUCAACUGGAGGAUAAGAAUCAUUGGAAGCAAACUUUCAAACUAAAAAUAUCAUCACCACAUGAACAACCCAAUCCAUACACAGCAGGAUGGGGUUCUUAUAAAUUUAUAUCACAUGCAUACAAAUCCAAUAAUUGUCAGUAUCUCGAAAAUGAUAGUCUGUACUUCAAAGUCAGUGUAAAGGCUACAUCAAAGACAAAGCCAUGGCUAAUGGAAACAUCCAGAAUGAAAUGCUAAAAUUUACUACUAUAAUUUUCAAUCAUAGCUAGCAAGUAGUGUAGUACAAUUUUUAAAAUCUUUAGUUAUUUUUAAAGAACACAAAACAAAUUUGCUGCCAUAUAGUGUAUAUAGCUAUAGAAUUUGGUAGAGAAAAAUAUUUUGUGAAAUUAA